CAAUCCGGGUGUGUAUGACUGAAGAUUUGGGAUGUGCAGCAGUCUUCCUCUGUCUGUAACUAAAAUGUGUGAACAAGUAUGCUGAGGAGAACUCUGUGAAGAAGGUAGAGAUCAACAAGUCAAAAAGAUGUGGAAGUUCCAGAAAAGUUUGGGCUGUUUAUUCCUGCUCUGUUGCAUCUGCUUGACUAAAUGCCGGGUGCUGAAGUUUGUUGUAGCCGUGUUCCGACAUGGCGAUCGAUCGCCUAUUGAAUCGUAUCCCAAGGAUCCUCAUGGGGGGGACGUGUGGGCUCAGGGCUUCGGACAGCUCACUGAGCUGGGCAUGAAACAACAGUUUGAGCUGGGCAGCUUUCUAAGGAGGCGUUAUGGCAACUUUCUCAGCGAGGACUACGACAACAAAGAGUUAUACGUGAGGAGCACUGACUACGACCGCACUCUGAUGAGUGCCCAGGCCUGCCUUGCUGGGAUGUUCCCCCCAACCAGACGCCUGCCUCCCAUCAUGCCCCAGUUACUGUGGCAGCCCAUUCCAGUGCACACCAUCCCCAGGGCCCAGGACAAGCUGUUGAAGUCUCCAGGCAAAGACUGUCCAAGGUUCAGAGCACUGAUGACGGAGACCAUUGAAAGCGAGCACUACCAGAAGUUCCUAAGGGCUCACCAGUACUUUGUGGAGGGACUUUCUAACCACACUGGCUACCCCGUCUCCAAACUGGUUGUAAAAACAAUAUGGAGGGUUUACGACACUCUUACCUGUCAGAGGAUCCAUAACUUGACUCUCCCACGCUGGGCCACCCAAGAUGUUCUGGACACCCUGAAGAGAAUUGCAUCAUUUGAGGUCAUGUACAGCAUCCUCAGUCACAAGCGAAAAGAGAAGGCCAGGCUCUCGGGAGGUGAGGAGUCACAUUAG
Messenger RNA from Perca fluviatilis (European perch), 901 nucleotides. Its product is annotated as testicular acid phosphatase homolog. The coding region runs from base 128 to 901 and encodes 257 amino acids. Gene Ontology annotation, molecular function: acid phosphatase activity; protein tyrosine phosphatase activity; receptor tyrosine kinase binding. Gene Ontology annotation, biological process: peptidyl-tyrosine dephosphorylation involved in inactivation of protein kinase activity; regulation of neuronal synaptic plasticity; lysosome organization. Gene Ontology annotation, cellular component: lysosome; postsynaptic membrane. The record is from RefSeq and is a predicted model, not a curated record. Lineage: Eukaryota; Metazoa; Chordata; Actinopteri; Perciformes; Percidae. The transcript is spliced from 8 exons.